This is a messenger RNA of Recurvomyces mirabilis, 1320 nucleotides long. RefSeq lists its product as uncharacterized. Gene Ontology annotation, molecular function: DNA binding; zinc ion binding; DNA-binding transcription factor activity. The transcript is spliced from 3 exons. Bases 1 to 1320 code for a protein of 439 amino acids. The record is from RefSeq and is a predicted model, not a curated record. Gene Ontology annotation, biological process: response to xenobiotic stimulus; DNA-templated transcription. NCBI's taxonomy places the organism in Eukaryota, Fungi, Ascomycota, Dothideomycetes, Mycosphaerellales, Teratosphaeriaceae.
AUGACGGAGAUCAUCCUUGUAGCUUGUGUACGAAUUACGACUACGACUGUCGUUCCACCUCUGGAAGAUCACGGCGCAAUCUCGACCACUCGAACACCCAUCAACUCUGGCGUGGAUCCUGCCGCUGUGCAGGUGCCACGAGAAACCGACAGCACAGAUGCCACCACCACGGCUUUUCCGCAUAUUUUGGGCCAGACUCUCGACGGCGACAAGGCUCUUGACAUGGAAUCCCUAGCGGAUAACUUUGGCAUACGGGCAGAGGAAGCUUCGUACACUCACGCAUUACUGGGAGCAAUUAUCUCAGAAGCUAGCCUCAACUACUACUCAGCCUUCUACUUUCCGACAAUGGGAAUGAUAGGGGAUUUUGUGGACCACCAGAUCUACGCACUGCGAUGUCAGGCGCUUUAUCACCAUACAGGUAGGAGGCAGAUCAUGUUCGGAGCGGUGGCGGCUGGCAUUGCCGCGCUCGCAUCCUUUCUCUCGCCUCAAAAGUUCGCGCGUGAAUCUGACCUGGUCCAGUAUGCAAAAGCAGUUAUCGAGGAUCCGGUCUCCAUGAACAAGUCAGAUAUCGAUCAUUUGAUCGCAUGGGCGUUGCGAGUAUUGUACCUGAGGGCAACAACCCGCCCUAUCCACCCUUGGAUGGCGUCAUGUACGCUCAUGCAUCUUUGUGAAGCAGCUGGCUUGCACAACGACAAUAUCAUCAAGAAGAUGGCUAUCAGAUCCGAUCUGGCUGCCCAUGGAAAUAGUGCCGACAUGCUAAGGAGAAUCUUCUGGAUUGCUUUCCGGACGGUCACAACUCAAGCCACUAUGGCGACGAAUCACUCUCUCGCCGAUGAAUUCGUGCGGAUAGCUCAGAUCAUACCGUCGUCCAACUCUCCGUUCCAGCUCGAGCGUAAACCUUGCAGCUCACAAGAAGAUUUUACCGCGCGCCUGAAGGCCCUGGAGAACUUGCACGUUGCAGAUCCAUUUCUGUUGGUGACUAAAGCAGAUCUCGCUCUCUGUUUCUACCGCCGACUUCAUCUGCUGAAGACUGGCAUACCGGACGAAUGUUCUCGCAUCACUAUCAGCAUCGGCAACGCCGCCGUCCAGGCAGCUGAACAGCUUGCCAAGCAGGGUCUAUUUUUCUGGAAUGUCAUUGGGAGUGUCUUCCAAUACGCCUGCGUGCUCUUGGCCAUGGAGACAUCAGUAUCGUCCGCUCAUGUUGCUUCAGCCUUGCGAUGUCUGGACUACAUGGCGGAAGCGAGCGACACGAAAGCAGCGCGUGACGCACGAUCCAUGGUGCGACGGCUACUCGACCUGAGCGUUGCGAAGAAGAAGUAG